Nannospalax galili (Upper Galilee mountains blind mole rat) is the source of this 3090-nucleotide messenger RNA. RefSeq names its product synaptonemal complex protein 1 (gene Sycp1). The transcript has 33 exons. Gene Ontology annotation, molecular function: double-stranded DNA binding. Lineage: Eukaryota; Metazoa; Chordata; Mammalia; Rodentia; Spalacidae. The record is from RefSeq and is a predicted model, not a curated record. Bases 94 to 3090 code for a protein of 998 amino acids. Gene Ontology annotation, cellular component: male germ cell nucleus; synaptonemal complex; transverse filament. Gene Ontology annotation, biological process: lateral element assembly; chiasma assembly; synaptonemal complex assembly.
UUCUAUGUCUCCAUAGAGAGGAGCACUCGAGGCACGAAGCCCGCGGGCCCGCUGGUUCUGCCCAGUCCUAGUAGGUGCCUGCCGAAGAUAGACAUGGAAAAGCAGAAGCCCUUCAAGCUGUUUGUACCCCCACGACUGAGCAGCAGUCAGGUGUCUGCUGUGAAACCUCAGACCUUGGGAGGAGAUUACAACUUCUCGAAGACUUCCAGCAAAUGUACAAAAGAUGAUUUUGGUUUUUCAUUUAUACCUAAUCUCUCCAAAAAUGGGGAAAACAUUGAUUCAGAUCCUACAUUACAAAAAAGUAGCUUUUUGCCCAUGCUUGAACAGGUUGCUGAUUCUGGCAGUUGCCACUAUCAGGAAGGACUAAAAGACUCUGAUUUUGAGAAUUCUGAGCCAAUGAACAGACUAUAUUUAAAGCUGUAUAAAGAGGCUGAAAAGAUCAAAAGGUGGAAAGUGAGUAUAGAAUUGGAAUUGAAGCAGAAAGAAAAUAAGCUGCAAGAAAACAGAAAGAUAAUUGAAGCACAGCGAAAAGCCAUUCAGGAACUGCAGUUUGAAAAUGAAAAAGUAAGUCUGAAAUUAGAAGAAGAAAGUGAGGAAAAUAAAGAUUUAAUAAAGGAGAAUAAUGCUACGAGGCAUUUAUGUGACCUAUUCAAAGAAACCUGUGCCAGAGCCACAGAAAAGACGAAGAAAUAUGAAUAUGAGCGGGAUGAAACAAGACAACUUUAUGUGGAUCUAAACAGUAACAUGGAGAAAAUGGUAAUUGCUUUUGAGGAACUUCGUGUGCAAGCUGAGAAUUCUAGACUGGAAACGCAUUUUAAAUUAAAGGAAGAUUAUGAAAAAAUCCAACAUCUUGAAGAAGAAUAUAAGAAGGAAAUUAAUGACAAGGAAAAUCAGGUAUCACUAUUAUUGAUACAAAAUGCCGAGAAAGAAAAUAAAAUGAAAGAUUUAAUAUUAGUGCUAGAGGAAUCCAGAAAUAAAAUUAACCAAUUGGAGGAAAAGACAAAAUUACAAGAUGAAAAGUUAAAAGAAUUAAAUGAAAAGAAGGAUCAUUUGACAUCAGAAGUUGAAGAUAUUAAAAUGUCUUUACAGAGAAGUGUGAGCACUGAAAAGGCUUUAGAAGAAGAUUUGCAGAUAGCAACAAAAAUGAUUGAUCAGCUCUCUGAAGAAAAAGAAGCUCAAAUGAAAGAAUUUAACAAAGCUAAAGAUGCUCAUUCUUUUGUGGUUACUGAACAUAAAACCACUAUCUGCACCUUGGAGGAAUUAUUGAGAACAGACCAGCAAAGAUUGGUAAAAAGUGAAGAUCAACUGAAAAUACUUACCGUGGAGCUUCAGAAGACAUCAAGUGAACUGGAAGAGAUGACUAAAUUUAAAAAUAAGAAAGAAGUGGAAAUUGAAGAACUGAAAAAAAUCUUGGCAGAAGACCAAGAAGUUUUAGAUGAAAAGAAACAAGUUGAGAAACUUGCUGAAGAAUUAAAAGGAAAAGGGCAAGAACUAACUGGUCUUUUAAAGGCCAGAGAGAAAGAGGUACAUGAUUUGGAAAUAAAGUUAACUGCCAUUACAACAAGUGAACAGCAUUAUUCAAAACAAGUUGAAGAUCUGAAAAUGGAGCUUGAAAAAGAGAAACUCAAGAAUAUGGAAUUAAUUGCAAACUGCAACAGACUUUCACUUGAGAACAAAAACUUUUUACAAGAAGCAAGUGAUAUGACCCUAGAACUCAAGGAACAUAAAGAAGAUAUUAAUAAUCUCAAAGAGCAAGAAGAAAUGAUGUUGAAACAAAUAGACAGUUUGGAAGAAAAGGAAACACAUUUAAGGAAUGAACUGGAAUCUACGAGAAAAGAACUAAUACAGAAAGAAGAUGAAGUUAAAUGUAAAUUGGACAAGAGUGAAGAAAAUGCCCGAAGUAUUGAAUGUGAAGUUUUAAAGAAAGAUAAACAAAUGAAGAUAUUAGAAAAUAAGUAUAAUAGUUUAAAGAAACAAGUUGAAAAUAAAAGCAAGUAUAUUGAAGAGCUUCACCGGGAGAAUAAGGCUUUGAAAAAAAAGAGUUCAGCAGAAAGCAAGCAACUGAGUGCUUAUGAGAUAAAGGUCAGUAAAUUAGAAUCAGAACUAGAAAGUGCCAAGCAAAAAUUUCAAGAAAUGACUGACAACUAUCAAAAAGAAAUUGAGGACAAAAAGAUAUCAGAAAAUAAUCUUUUGGGAGAGGUUGAGAAAGCCAAAGCAACAGUUGAUGAAGCAGUAAAAUUGCAGAAAGAAGUUGAUUUGCGGUGCCAGCAUAAAAUAGCUGAAAUGGUAGCACUUAUGGAAAAACAUAAGCAUCAAUAUGAUAAGAUUGUUGAAGAAAGAGACUCAGAAUUAGGACUUUAUAAAAGCAGAGAACAAGAACAGUCAUCAGUGAAGGCUUCUUUGGAGAAUGAAUUAUCUAAUAUCAAAAGUGAACUUGUGUCCCUUAAGAAGCAGCUUGAAAUAGAAAAGGAAGAAAAAGAAAAAUUAAGAAAAGUGGCAAAAGAAAACAUAGUUACUCUUAGAGAUAAAAAAGACAAGAAAAUACAGACGUCUUUACUGGAAAUGCCUGAAACUGCUUGUCGGAAAUUUGAAUCUAAAGCAACUCCUUCACAAAAUACAUCUCGAAAUUUCUCAUCCACUGAUUAUGGCAAAUCAAGAAAUAAUAACAACUAUCCAUUGAAAUCUACUAAAGGCAUCUUAUCUACAGCAGUAGUAAAGGAAUAUACAGUGAAGACACCAACUAAACUAAAAAUACAGCAAAGAGAAGACAAAUAUAUACCUACUGAGGAAAGUAAUAAAAGGAGAAGAACAGUCUUUGAUUUUGAUGUUAAUUCAGAUAGUUCAGAAGCUACUGAUCUCUUGAGCAUGGUUUCAGAGGAAGAGGCAGCAAAAAAACUUUAUGACAAUAAUAGUCCACCAAAUUCUCAUCUUUUGGUCAAAGCACCAAAACAGAUUCCUUUAUCUCUGUCAACUCCUACAUCUUUCGUGAAGUUUGGAUCUCUGAGAAAAGUGCCAGAGGACCGUUGGGCUUCAAUUACUAAAACUGAUAGGAGAAGAAGACUAAAGGAAGCAGAAAAAUUAUUUGCUUAA